This is a messenger RNA of Argentina anserina (silverweed cinquefoil), 885 nucleotides long. Its product is annotated as nascent polypeptide-associated complex subunit alpha-like protein 2. The record is from RefSeq and is a predicted model, not a curated record. Gene Ontology annotation, cellular component: cytoplasm; nascent polypeptide-associated complex. Gene Ontology annotation, biological process: protein targeting to membrane. The transcript is spliced from 4 exons. The coding region runs from base 74 to 718 and encodes 214 amino acids. NCBI's taxonomy places the organism in Eukaryota, Viridiplantae, Streptophyta, Magnoliopsida, Rosales, Rosaceae.
CACAACAGAAGACGCACCAUAUCCCUAAUCCUCUGCACUCUUUUAUCUUCAGACUUCCGACCAACACCGCAAGAUGUCGCCGGCGCUCGUCGAGGAGGAGCUCGUCGGAGAGGAGCAGUCCCUCAAGACCGGCCUUCAGAACAAGGAAGAAGAUGAGGUCGUCGUGGAGGACGUGAAGGACGACAAGGACGAGGACGAUGAGGAUGACGACGACGACGACGACGAUGACAAUGAAGACAGCGCUCAAGGUGGAAAUGAGUCUUCGAAGCAAAGCAGGAGUGAGAAGAAGAGUCGCAAGGCAAUGUUGAAGCUGGGGAUGAAGCAAGUUACUGGUGUUAGCAGGGUUACCAUCAAGAGAACCAAAAACAUUCUGUUUUUCAUUUCGAAACCGGAUGUGUUCAAGAGCCCAAACUCGGAGACCUAUGUCAUAUUCGGUGAGGCCAAGAUUGAGGAUUUGAGCUCUCAGCUGCAGACACAGGCUGCCCAGCAGUUCAGAAUGCCAGACAUGAGUUCUGUGAUGGCCAAACCAGAGAUUUCUGGAGCUGGUGCUGCAGCCCCCGCGGAUGAGGAGGAAGAAGAGAUUGAUGAAACCGGUGUUGAACCACGGGACAUUGAUUUGGUCAUGACACAGGCUGGGGUUUCAAGGAGCAAGGCAGUCAAGGCUCUCAAGACUCACAGCGGGGACAUUGUCAGUGCCAUAAUGGAGCUCACUACUUGAUAGCUCACUAGAUGUGGUUGAGGAUUAAUAAUUUUCAGUAUUUAGUAUUUACUUGAUCAUGAGAUUUUUGAUUGAUGUCAUCAGUGUCAGUAAUUAUCUAGUUAUGCUGAAUUGAGCUUUCUACUUAGUUUUAAACUCGAGACAUAGUGCGGCUUUUGUUUUGCUCA